AUGUGGCCUCCAGGCUGUCUGCGUCGCCUGCAGGCGCCGCGGCUGUUGGGGAGGCAGCCGCUGGUGCUGCUGCUGGUGUUGCUGCUGUUGUUGAGUUGUUUAUGUUGGCCGUGCAGCAGCAGAAACGCGGUUUCUGAGCACCAGCAAGAUGAGCAGCAGACUGUACAGCACGAGGAGCACACUGCGCAGCAGCAACCGCUGCAGAUUGCGCAGCAGAUAGUGCAGCAGGUGGUGGAGCAGGUACCGGUGAAGCUGCAACAGAUGAGACACUGGCUGAAGGUUGCUUACCGUAGGUAUAAUCGAAGUGCGAAGAAUGAAGCGAAAAUACAGACAGAAAGCGUUAGAGGCACAUCAAGAGGGAGUUCACGAUGGAAUCGCAGAUAUGGAGAAGUCGACAGAGGCAGCAUCAAACGGGAAAGAAGUCACGCGUUGCUUGGUAGGGAGCAGCAGCAGCCUGCCGCCUCACAGACCCGCCGCAUGCAGCUGGCAUCAUUGAUUGCAUUGGCUUCUGCGCUGCUACUAGCAAUUAAGGUGCUCCAGCAAGAAAAGAGGCUUUCUAGGGAAGAAGCGCGCUUGGAGGGAGAGUUGGAGCAGCAAGACGAUACAGCAGCAACGAGGAAGCAGCUCGAGGAAGCAGGAGAGAGGGAACAGCUGACGCAGCACUUGGCACUGCAGGAGAUGUAUGUAGCAAAGCAGCAGCAGGAGCAGACGGAGCAGCAGCUGUGGAUGCUGCAGCAGCGCAUGCAGAUGCUGCGCGCCCGUCAUGCAGAAGCCCUCGUCCCCAUGGAUGAGCAGGCAGCCCGCACCCUCGAGGCUGCUAAGACUCGACUUGCAGCUGCAAGGGAAGGGAGAGAAGAGGCACUAGUGUCCCUAGAAGCCUUCUCGAAAGUGCACGGCCUAGAGGAGACAGAAGCUAAGGGGUUGCUGACCCGUCUGCAAGAAGAACUAAGGGAGGAAGAGAGAAAUGCAGCGCUCAUAGAUAGCUGCCUAACAAGGGGCCGCCAAGCAAAGACAGUGGAUGAGAUGUUACAUGCAAAACAGUUGCAGCUGUAUGCACUCGAGAGGGAAAUUGAUUUUAUUGAAGAUGAACUACAAGACUGGCAGGAGACAAAGGUAGGGGAACAAAAGCGGCACGAGGAAGAGGAGACAGCUCUUGAUGGAGACCUCAAUGAGCUAAAGGAGCUGCAGACAGAGCUGGAGAACCGCACUGCUGAGGCCAUUAAGGCAACUGAAUCGUCUGAGGCAGAGAAACAAAAAAUAGAGAAAGAAAUGGACGAGAUAGAUCAAUUGCUACAGCGAGGGCUUGCGCAUCUUGACUUCUUUGACCAUGCACCUGAUUUCUUCAAAAGAAAAGACGAAAUGCUUAAAAAGGCAACUGAGAUGCAGCAGAGCUUUGCCGAUGAGCUGCACGAGCUCGUGGGGGCACCGCGCAAUGAUGCAGCAGAAGCAGCGGCAGCAGCAGAAGUCGGACAGGCGGAGAAAGGAGACAGCCAGGAUGAUCUUAGCGGCGCCAUCUCCUCCCUCUACCCUGAAGAGGCGCAACUGCUAGCAACCAAGAAACUGCUGCGCCGUCUGCACAGACGCAAGUCGGAGGUAGAGGCAGAACUUGCAACUUUUACAGAUACCAAAGAAAGGACUCUCUUGGCAAAGGCCAUUAGAAACUUAGUUCUUGCACAGGCAGACGCACCAGUGGUCUUCCCCGUUGAUUUGGUGGAAGACUCGGACAGCGCGGAGCAGGAGCCAUCUGCAGAGGACACAGCAGAAGGUCCUUCUGGUGCUGCAGCUGGGGAAGGUGGUGCAGGUGGAGCAGAGGAUGCUGCGGAAGACGAGGAGACGGUGGGGGAGGGGUUGAUGCGGGCUCAGGAAGAAGUGGAUUUGGCUCGCCAUCGUUUACGAGAGAGAGAGGAGAGGCGGCAAACACUGGAGGCAGAGUUACGGCAGUUAGAAUCGCAGAUUGCAAAGGCGGAGUUGCAGCAGAGGGAGCAUCAACGGCAGGUUCAGUUGCUGAGAGAUGCUGCUGACGACAAAGUGAAGUUUGCUGUUGCCCAUGCAAUAGCGGAGGACGAUAUGGUGGAACAGCGGCUCAUGCAGCUGGAGAAGGCACUAAAGAUGUUGCAGAACCACGCAGCAGUGGAGCGCCGCGAAGCAGAAAGAACGGCAGCAGUAGUUACAGGGGGCGAAGGGAAAGACAGGGAAGGGGAGAAGCUGCAGCAACAGCAGCGGCAAUGCGAGUAUGCAGAUGACGGGGUCCUAAUGGGGAUGCGGCAGAUAUUUGAACAACUUCUUGCUAUCCGUCUAGCGGAGAGGACAGCCCAUGAUGAUAUAUGGCUCAACCGGCAAAAAGAAGACCUUUUAAAGCCUAAUGUUUUUAAAGAAGUACUGCAGCAGGCAGUAGCAGAAGGACCCUCCUCUCCUGAGCAGCGAUUGCUGUCAGAGUCCUGGGCAGAAUGGACAGUAAAUGAAAUAGAGAAGCUGCAGGAGGAGCUGAAGGAAUCAAAGGAAUUCACUAAGGCGGUACAAAAGUGGUUAAUAGCUAUCACCAAGGCAGAAAACAUAGACUUGCAUGCUAUUCAUAGAGACCACAUGGAGGCGCUGACUUCGCUGCUAAGGGAACAGGAAAAUCAGGCCUUCUGCGAGCAGCGCCUUAAGGUGCUGCAGCAACGCACCCCAGAAGCCAUUAGGAAACGGAUAGAAGCGCUCUUUAUGGAGGCUUUGAGGGAGAGGGAACGCAGAGAGGCGCUCUUUGGGGAAAGCAUGGAGGCAGAACAAGUGCUGUACGACGCACAUGUCAAGGCUAUCCAGGAGCAGGGUAAGAGGCUACGGCGAUUGAGGAAGUUAGUUGAGACAUUUAAAAGAAAGUAUGCCCCUCUAGAAGGUGCAGUGCUGCUGCAUCCCCCAGGAGACCCCCGACCGAGGAAAUUUGUUCACUUCCCCACCGGAAGCAACAAAAGAUUUGCAGGAGAGGCUGUCCCCUCUAGACCGCAGCCCUCCUCUGUCCGCCAACUCAAGGACGGAUUUACGGUAGAGUCUUAUGACGGCAUCCUACAACUAAGCAAGAAGAGCAAGGCUUCUUACACUCCUUAA
This is a messenger RNA of Eimeria maxima, 3084 nucleotides long. RefSeq lists its product as hypothetical. Bases 1 to 3084 code for a protein of 1027 amino acids. The transcript has a single exon. The record is from RefSeq and is a predicted model, not a curated record. Lineage: Eukaryota; Apicomplexa; Conoidasida; Eucoccidiorida; Eimeriidae.